Messenger RNA from Syngnathoides biaculeatus (alligator pipefish), 2134 nucleotides. RefSeq names its product gastrula zinc finger protein XlCGF8.2DB-like. The record is from RefSeq and is a predicted model, not a curated record. The transcript is spliced from 3 exons. NCBI's taxonomy places the organism in Eukaryota, Metazoa, Chordata, Actinopteri, Syngnathiformes, Syngnathidae. Bases 384 to 1595 code for a protein of 403 amino acids.
UGGCCCGGCACUGUGCAACACUUCCGCCUUCUUGGGGCGAGAUCGUGUGAAUGUUCCCACUUUGGUCUUUUUGUUGCCGUUUUUCUGCAUCUGCUGCUUUUUUUUUUUUUUUUGUUAAUAAAAUUGAAGCCACCGACAACGAAGAGUGUGAGAAAACGUCGUCUCUUGUUCCAGGCUGGCUUCGGCGUUCUCUGAAGCGUUUUUAGCUCCUUUUAGCUCGUUAGCCGCUAACAAAGAGGAGCGAAGCAAGCUAGCUAGCCACAAAUCGCGGUGUUGGCAUUUUUGUGGAAAUGAGCGACGAAGUGGAAAUCCAUCUCAAGUUCUGAAAAGAACGACAGCAGAACACCGCGAGGAAGAGCGGCGGCGCUCUUUUCAAGCCUCAAAUGGACUCGCACACAGCAGACACCCGGCGGCCGCUUGUGCCGAGGCGCCCCCACCUCAGAGAGGAGCAGCCGGAGCCCCCCCCCGUCAAGGAGGAGGAGGAGGAGCGCGGCAUCGCUCAACAAGCGGAGCUCGGCGCACCUCCGGCGGCCGGACUCCUUGUGAAAAGCGAAGCCGACGGUCCGCGUGAGGGGGAGGAGGAGGGAGGAUCGGAAGCCGAGCGCCUCGCGGCUCCGCUCUCGCGCGACGGGGACUCGUCCACGUGGCGCUCUGCCGGCACCCAUGACGGCGACAACGGGGAUGAAGAAGACUCGAAAGACGUCCGGCAGCCGCAGCCGGACCCCCCCGACGUCAACGACCGUGCGAUGGGAAUGAUCGUGAAGAGCGAAGACGACGACGGCGCUCCGGUCUCGGACCCACACGAAGAUGACGACGAUGGCGAUGAAGCCAAAGGCGAUCACGCGAGAAGCCAAACCGACACGUUUCAAUGUCAUCAGUGCGACAAAAAGUUUGUCGGCAGGCGACAUUUGAUGCGACACAAGCGGUGCCACACGGGGGAGAAACCGUUCGUUUGCUCCUUUUGCAGCAAAGCUUUCCCUCGCAACGAACAUCUGGUGUCGCACGUGCGGAUCCACACGGGGGAGAAACCUUUUGCGUGUUCCGUGUGCGCUCAGACCUUCUCUCACAAGUCCAACCUGACCACGCACAUGAGGAGACACACGGGCGAGAAACCAUACGAGUGCCGCGUGUGCGGCGAAAGCUUCUCGUGGAAGGUCAGCCUGACCGUCCACACCAAGACGCACACCGGGGAGAAACCAUUCCGCUGUUCCCAUUGCAGCAAAAGCUUCUCGCUCAAGGAACAUUUGAUUACACACACCAGGACGCACACCGGAGAGAAGCCUUUCUCUUGCUCCUUUUGCCAAGUGCGUUUCGCCGACCGCUCGGCCUUGACCAGACACGCGCGAACGCACACCGGGGUCAGACCCUUCUCCUGCUCCGUGUGCGCCAAAAGCUUUUCCCUGAAGGCGUACUUGACGGAGCACGUGGCAUCGCAUGCGCGACAAAAAGCCUUUUCGUGCGCCAAAUGCAAAUCCAAGUUUAGCUUCCGUUCGGCGUUGAUGAGACACAUGAAGACGCACGGCGGGGAGAAAUCGGUCAGUCGCGGGCCAGUGAACAAACGCUGGCGUGCCGCUGAACGGAGCAGCAGCCGGUGAGGACGGCGCGACUUUUCUUUGCUCUUGUCGGCGGAAUUGAGAUUUUCAAAAGUUGGUAAACAAAGAACGUGUUUAUGCCAAACGCACCACAAAAGACAAGAUAGUGCGUCGAUAUUUGGAAAAAAUAGUUUGUCAAAUGCCAGGGAAAAAUGCACACUUGAAAGAAAAUAAUGGAUGGAUGAACGCGGGGUGUUUUUACCGGCGCGGGGGAGGUUUUUGUCGUCGUCGUCGUCGUCGUCGCGCGCAACGGCAAGCGACUCUCUGCCUAUUGUGUCGGACGUCGUUGGCAUUUCACUUCUUCAAAUCUUGCCUUCAGCUCACUCCACGGUAACAUCGACCUGGAAUGUCCAAAAAGGGACGAAACCCUGCAGUCAAAGUUGCUCACUCGUUGGUCACUUUCAAUGACACAGAAAGGAAAAAGAAAAUGAUGAUAAUGAAGCAUCCAGAGACAAAUGCUUGCAUCAUGCCAAGUGGCUUGAAACAUUGCAAGGGCCUAAAAGCCGUACAUUGAAGGGUCAUUUGUUUUUGUGUUUUUUUUU